Molecule: messenger RNA, 615 nt
Organism: Protopolystoma xenopodis
Lineage: Eukaryota; Metazoa; Platyhelminthes; Monogenea; Polystomatidea; Polystomatidae
Source: the annotation of a GenBank genome assembly
AAAGACUAUGCUUUUGAUGUACGUCUCACUUGUCGUGAGGUCUACGACAGAGCACGAAGACGCCUCUUCAGCUGUAGCACUCAAGCCAGCAUGCCGUCCACUUUCUCUGAUAACUCAGUUUCCAACACCCUAGAAGAGGGUCAUGGUCGGAGGUCUGAAGAUAGUGGCUAUGGGGUUAGUGGAGGCCCCCAUUUACACUCGCAUCAUCAUGGCACCACGCCCCUUUUACGGUCUCACCAUCAUGCACACCAUGUACAUCACUUGCAUCAGCAUCAUACUAGCCACAACAACUCAGAGAGUCUUCAUGGACUCAAUGCUUCUAGCUCCAAUAAUGCCACUCGUCGUCUGCGAAUGACCGAAAGCGCCAUCGAUCCGCUUGGCUAUGACGGACAAUCAAGAGGCGAUAACAAUGGUACCGGCCAAUUAUCUUGCAAGUACGAGGACAGCAUGCUGGCAGUUGUUGCGAAUAGCCCACUUCCUCUAGAAGGGAAACGAAACUCGUCAGUUGAGACAGCGAGUGGUGCCUCUCUGCUCAGUCGAAAAGACACUUCUCACAGUCUUUCCGGUUCUUUAGCUAGUGAAGAGGUAAGUUUGAAAAACAUGUUAUUUGCAUAA